Cyphellophora europaea CBS 101466 is the source of this 126-nucleotide messenger RNA. RefSeq lists its product as uncharacterized. Bases 1 to 126 code for a protein of 41 amino acids. Lineage: Eukaryota; Fungi; Ascomycota; Eurotiomycetes; Chaetothyriales; Cyphellophoraceae. The transcript is spliced from 2 exons. The record is from RefSeq and is a predicted model, not a curated record.
AUGACAUCUGACCACGGCUGGGAAAUCACAUCGCACUUCUGCGAUAACUGUGGCGUGACCAUCUAUCGCAGUGGAGGCAGCCCGACGGUAGAUGGAUUGAUCGUGACUUCGGACAGGCUGUCUUGA